Molecule: messenger RNA, 9432 nt
Organism: Schistosoma rodhaini
Lineage: Eukaryota; Metazoa; Platyhelminthes; Trematoda; Strigeidida; Schistosomatidae
Source: the annotation of a GenBank genome assembly
AUUGAAAAUCUUAGGGAACAGCUUUUAAGCAACCUACGCUACUGUGUAUUGUAUUAACAUGAACAGAUGAGGUUAACUGACUUCCAGAUGCCUCUAUCACUACUACCACCAGUAUAUCCAUCAAAAUCACGAGACUCCUUAAACUUAAGGACCGAAAUUCAUCAGCCUCCUGAAUCAACCGAAAAGAUUAGUAGUGCUGCUAGUGAAGCUGCUUUACAUAGAUGCAGAUUAUAUGAAUUGCGCCAGUCGUUCUUGGGGAUCGCUACUUCAAAAGAUCCUUUUCCGCAUUGUCAGACAGGAAUCUCUACGUGUACAUAUACGAGCACAGAUAAUCACCCUUUUUAUACCAGCUCUGUGGGUAGUUCAGGGUGUACUGUUUUAAAUUCAACAAGGUUUGACCGUGGUCCUUCCAUUUAUGUAAGUACCCCUGAUAUCGAUUGUCUUUCUUCUGCCAACGAAUCAGACAAACUUCGUGAAUCUGUAAAUAAGUGCCAUAAAACUACUAAAAAGCAGCCUUCACUAAGCUAUUACCCUAAUGUUGAAUACGAUCAACUUGAUACGGCUGAUCAACUUCCAAGUCCUAAUUAUUCAUCCUUUAUUUAUUCAAAUCCUCUUAUAUCAUGUGAAAAAUAUGCGCCUAUGGAAUCUUCACUGCCCGGGAAACUUACAGCAAAGCCCACUUUAUUUAUCAGUAAGGCUGGGUUUUUUCCUUUAACUCCAGAGGCCGUUCGUUUAUCCUCAAACGAGCUCGCAGAAAGUUCUAGUCCCUCAAAUUCUGACUGUCCUCAUGAUUACUUUGUAUCUGAUGAGAAUCUAAACUGUCCAAAGUCCAACAUCAAUAUUACUAGUUUGAAAGAUGUAACAUGGUUAUCUGAACAGUGUAAAAAGAGUGAAGGUAUCCAAAGUUUUCCGCAUCGAUUUAAUAGCAAAAGUUCGGAACCAAGGCACCGUUUUAAUAAAUAUAGGGGCGCAUGUGAUGAAUUGAACCCAAAUUUACACCAUUCAACAACCAGUUGUUUACCUGUUUCAAACCCUUCAUCUAAAAACACUAGAAAGUCAGACCGAGUUAACAAUUAUAAUUUUAAGACCAUCCAAUCACAUGAUUUACACAAAGAUAAUACAAGUGCUUGUCCUGUGUCUAUAGAUAGAAUAAAUAAAUACGAUUUUCCUGACAAAAAUAAAUAUGCAUCUAUUUUACCUGCUAAUCUCGAGCCUAGCACAACGUAUUCACAUUAUGAUGACUCACAGCAUCGUUCAUCAACUAAGUCUGUGAUUGGCCGCUGUUUUUCGGUCUCACCCAACCAUCGGUUGUCACACCCAUUAUCUAAUUCUCGCAACAAUCAAAGUAAUGCAAAGGUCUAUACGAGUGAAAAAGUCUGCACAAGGGAUAACUCAAACAGUUUUACAAACGGACCUACUUAUAACAAAUGUUUUUAUGAUGAUAUACAAAAUCAUAUAAGAACUUCAAAUCAACAUUCAUCGUGUUCUUCAGUGCCCUUUAACAAGACAGAUCAGAAAAGAAUGAGUUCUGAAUCACUUUCUUUGAGCGAUACUCAAGAUAUAAUGUAUUUAUAUUCACAUGGACAUACUAAUAGUGGUAAAUACAGAAAACAAAGAAGUGGAGAAAGUAAUCAACUCAAAAACGAUGACAACCAGAUACAUGUCGAUUCUAUGCUAGGAAACCAAGACGUCUCGAAAAAAUGUAGUAAGUCAGUGUCAAGAAUUACUGCGGAAUGUGACUUUCAUCGGAGUCUUGAACUUAAAAAUAUCCACACAGAACAAUCUAGAUUGCAUAGAAACCAGAAUAAAACCUCUUUACAGAAUAAUAUUGUGGCUAGUGUUUCAAAUCAAAGCAGACAAUUAGCUUUGACACAGGCACAUGCAUUAAAAUGUACUGACGAAGAUGUUAUUUCUUUUGAAACUAGUUUAUCAUCUCUGCCAUCCUCAGCGUUAUCAUCUUUUUGCCCAGGUAACACUUCUCUGGUUACUACUCAUUCUCACAACAUUGGUCUCUUGAAAGUGACUCUACCUGGUCUUGCAGUUGAUCACUCGUCUAAUAGUCAUCACUCAUCCGACUGUUCGACGUGUGGUUCAAUAUCUUAUCACUCCAAUAGUAAUUGUAAUCCAAAAUCACAAAACCCAAAUUUUAGAGGUACUGUUACAGAGGAUGUUUGUAAGAGACGUCAUGGGAGAUUGAAUACUGAAUCCUUUAAAAGUUGUAAAAACAGAAUAGAUAUGUCUGGAAGCUCUUCUAGUCAAUCGCUUUCUCCAUCCUAUGUCAAUGUAUUACAUCCUGCUCAGUCAUUUGAUUUGCCGUCUGGAUUUCCCUCUUCAGAUAAUUUGUCUACUAAUCGGAAUUUAGAUACCAUUAAUAAGCGCUCACCACGGCCUUCAUCAGACCAUUCAAGAACCUAUGAAAAAACCCAGUAUUCGGAGAGAAAAAGUAUGCUCAAAAGUAAUUCUGGACAUAAUUUUAAACCUGUAAAUAAAGGAUCUACAAUCCACAAUCUUGUUCAUUCAUCAAAAGUUUGUCGUGUUGGUCAAUACAUAUCUGAGUCUUCUUCAAUAUUAUCUGUAAAUGAUCCGGAUAACAUAAAUGAUCCUGAAAAGUUUCCUGUAUAUGUAAGUGAGGAUACACAAGAAUAUGAUUAUAUCAGAAGAGACCAUAGAAAAAUCUCAAAGUUAGCUGCGAAAAUAUCUCAUUAUCUUGAAAACGGUAGAGAGGCAGAGGUUAAAAACUUUGUGAAUAAAAUACUACAUAAACCCAAAUCACGGCGCGUUGUCGAUGAAUUGAUACGCUUAUGUGGAAAUAAUCUCCAAAAUUUUCUCAAUCAUAAUCAAAUGGAGAAACUGAAGAAUUUGCAAAAAAAUUUAACUCCUUCGAUCCACCUUGGAGCUUCACUUUCUGACUUAAGGACGUCAUAUACGCUUGAGUUCGAUCCGUACCGGAAUGUCGAUUCACAUAGACGAGGUAGCUGUGGAAGCGUACUGUCUUCACCUUGGAAUAUUAUCUCUUACGAUCGUUCUUGGGCUCCUGCGUCACAUAAUAGGUCUACUCUUGGGUGUUCCAACAAAUUAUUACCGCUUCAGAGAAAACAUACUUCUUCCUUACACUCACCUAAUACUGUCCGUUACAUUAAAUGGCCUUCUAAUGGAUGUGUUCGAAGCAAACCACCUUCACUGCCACCGCCACCUCCUCCUGUACCUCCAGUUUUGCUUAAAACAACAAUUUUGCCAUCAGAUGAUCGAAUUCAUGUUAUAGAUAUGCAUGCUAUUGAAGUUACUAAUCGUGUUCAUAUGACAUUCUGUGAACUGAUUUCUGAUCUGACUACUGGUAUGGAUAACGAAGUUGAAGUUAUACGUUCUCUUUACCGAUGGAUUACUGGUAAGGAUAUCAGAUGUGAAGAUUAUGAUCCAGAGGCCCCAUCUGAUUCAUUGAUUGGAAUGUUGAGACAGAUGAAAUAUAAUCAGUUAUCGCGUAAUGAAAUAUUUUAUGAACUAUGCCGGUAUGCUGGAUUACAAUGUCAGUAUAUAACUGGUUAUUCUAAAGGUGCUGGAUAUCGUCCAGGAAUGCCAAUUAGAGAUAAUCAACUUUUUCGCAAUACUUGGCUUGCAGUGUACAUUUGUGAUGGUUGGCGCUUUGUAAAUUGUAAUUGGGGUGCUCGGUAUUUAUCAGAAAAUUUACUAGACAGUCGUUCAUCUGAAUGUGAUGAAUUCUAUUUUCUAACUGAUCCAGAACAACAUGUUUUUGAGAAUUUACCUGAUUUAAAAGUAUGGCAGUUAUUACGCAAACCAUUGAGUAUGGAUCGAUUCUGUCACUUACCACUACUUAAAUCGCCAUUUUUCAAUGCUAAUCUAUUUUUGAAAAAGAAUUAUUCCGAUUGUUUAGUUACCAAAAAUGGACAGGUGAGUGUAAAAAUAAAAAUGUCGAAAUUUGUCGGCAUUUCCUGCAGCUUAGAAAACUGUGCUGAUCACAGUAUUCUGUUAGGGUUAUGCUUAGUCGAAAUCCUGUUACGACCAUCAGGAACUGUACGCAUUGAAGCUGCUCCAUCACAACCAGGAAAAUAUUAUUUAAAUGUUUAUGUUUCACCUGAUUGGCGGCGUGAAGAUAUCAGGGAGUUGGCAUGUUCAUUUCAGGUUAGCACUUGGCCUUUUUUAAUCUGUUUCUCAUUUUAACGCUUGAAUUUUUCAGGCCAGUUGACUAGUCUAAGGCCUGUAGGACUUUGUAUUAUUAUAGCUCGUUUUAAGUCUUCGGAUUUGUAAUUCACAAAUAAGUCAAACCCUCAUAAAUAUUUUAAAUGAUAUCAAAACGUUAUCAUUAAAUAAAGUUCGGUAACUAAUAAUUGCAAAGUAUUUAUUUAAUUAGAAUUAGAAAAUAAUAUGUUUUUGUCGGAUAUCAAGUGAUUACUAUAAUGGAGCUGUGGCUUAGUUGUUCAAGUGUUUGAAUUUCGUCCACUUAAUCUCAGGUUCAAACCCAGCUCCACCUAUAUUGGUUUGGGCAACCAAUUAGUAUCAUUAGCUCCCACACUUAGAGCGUGGCUCAUAUCAAAAGUACCUGGAAAAUGAGUUAAUUUGAAGUCUAUUAUGGUAUUAAUUUGUGAUUUUAUUUAUUACACAAUAGUUUUCUUGAAUCGUCCUUACACAAGGAAUUUAGAAAUAGACGUGAGUCAAUUUUCUCUUAUAUUAGUUCCUACGUUGUUUAUUUGAGUGCUAUUUUACCCAUUAACAAAACUUUUGUUUGUAUAUAAUUACCUGUUUAACUAAACAAGUUUGCAGUGACAGAAGAACAUAACAAACUCUUUCAGUCAUAACUGGUAUAUUUUUAUCUUUUAUGAUUCAUAAGCUAACAACUGUUUUCAGAUUUUUGGUAAUAUAGUUUUUUGUUUACGUUACUCUUAUGUACAUAGUUUUAAAAAUUUUCACCAAGCCUUGGCUUGAGUUUCUUUGUUUAAAAUUUUAAUGAUCAUGGUACCGUAUCACACCUUUAUUUGUCAUGAUUUUUUUGUUUUUCUUCCACAGAUUCAUUGCUCAGAAUAUAAUUAUUCUCGUCUAGUUGUGACUGGUCGAUUGCCUGAAGUUGGCUUUCUUGGUCGUACACCCGCUUCAGAAGUGCAUGGCGUGCUAAUGGUACCAGAAGGUGAUGCGUCCGAUGGUCGACCAUACAUUGUACACAGUGAUCCAAGACCUCUGAAAAUUCCUUUUGCUAUUGCUCCUGGUCUAAAGGUUAGAUCGAUUAGACCAUCUUCUUUCUUACUUAAUAUCAAAUAAUUGAGUAGGUUAAGUUCGAAUAAAUUCAAGCGAACUCCCUGUAUCGUACUCAUUCUAGUCUUAAAUGAAUACAACUUAACUGGUAUAAAAAGUAGUGUAUAAAUUAAAAAUAAUAGGAAUGAAAAUUGAUUACUUAUUCUAAGUGUCAAUUUUGAAGAUUGAUGUUGAAUGUCAGUAGGAGGAAAGUUCAUGUCUCUCAGCUUUCAUAUACAGUAAUAGGGAUUUAUGUUGAGAAUGGUAUGUAGUCCCUUGUUGUACUACUUAUAACACUAACUUGAUUACUUUACUCGUUUCGUAUUCACUAGGCCAUACAGAUUUCAACAUUUCUAAAGCCAAUCACAUAGUCACGUAUAAUUUCACUUUUUUAUUCAUAACAAAACUACGCUGUACAAUAAUUUGUCAAUCUUAGUUCAUAUCUAAAACACUUUUGAUACAAAGGUGCUUAGUAUACCCAGAUCAUCUUGCCAACAGUCUUCAGCCAUACAGUGAUGUAAUAGUAAAGUAAUAUGUACUGACAUUUUGGAUGAAGUAGGUUGACCACCAAAUGAUUUGUAAUGUAGUCGACCUCAUCUACUCCAUGACUCAUUAAAACCCCAAAGACGUUUACGGAUUUAUGAAUUUGACGAUAAGUAAAAGGCACGGAUUAUAUUCAGUUAGUAGUUAUGGUUGUGACCGAUUCAAUGUUGUCAAGAGGCUUAUUAUGUUAUAAAUUUCCACUUAAAUUACAGUUUCUUGAAGCAACUUAAUUUGUUGCGGCAUUUAAAUAGUAUAAACAAACGAUUGAACCUAAUUUUCUUGUAUGCUUUCAUGGAUGCUAUAGGUUCUAAUUUAGAACUAUUGAUUUGAUAAAAUAUAUCUCUUACAUGCAUGAGACUAUUUCUCGAUAUGAACGUCGUAUCAGGGUUCUCAGGAAUUCCUGUAUACUAAAAUCAGUGUAAGCUGGUUGUAAUUAACCAAACUUGGAGUUUGAGAGUGGAAUCGAAGCUUCUGUAAAUUUUCUAUGGAGGCCGUAAAAUUUCAUGUUAUACUAAUAUCAGCUAAAUUUGUUCUUACUAUUAUUUUUGUAGCUAUGCCACCAAUUAAAAUCGUUUGAUCGACCAGGUCAUCAAAUGGCAGAUUGUGAUAGCUAUGCAUUACUUCAAAUGAAACCAAGCCAUCAAAGUAGUGUUUCGUAUUCAAAGCCAUUCAGAUCUCAGGCUAAUGCCUAUUAUAACGUUCGUCUACCUGUACAAGCAUUUUAUUACUUGACUAUUUAUGCUUUUAAUGAAAAUGAUAUUGUCAAAGAUCACCUAGACUGUGUGUAUCGUAUUUUAAUUGAUGCACGUAACUGUCGUUCUUCUGAAUUAAUUCAGGCUUAUCCGCGUCAAACUUUUUGGUGGGUUCAAUGUCGAUUAAUUGAACCUAAACAUCAGCAUUUAUUCAUUAAUCGAAAUUAUAAAUUUUGUCUAGACGCUCCUCAAUGUGAUUCUGUAGCUGUUGUAAUCAAUGGGUCAGAAUGGCAUUUUCUCACUCCAUCUUCACCAAUAUCAUCGUCUAAACUCCAUUCACCAUCUGGCAGUAGUCAUCAUGGUCGUUGGAGUGGUAAAGUUCACACUGGAAAAUGCUUGGGGCAGCUAUCUGUGUUUGGACGUAUACCUCAUAUUAAUAAAUUUAAGAAGAUAAGUUUAGAAAAUGAAUCCAGAACAAUUAACGAAUCCAUGAAUGGGGGUUAUAAUGGUAAUGACAAUGCAAACAAUACUAAUACUAUCACUAAUAAUAAUAAUAACAAUGAAGAUGAUGAAGAAAAUUCCUAUAUUAAACUUUUAGAUUAUAUUCUUGUUCAAAAAGAAUUCUUUAGCUAACAGUCUGUUUAAGCUUACUAAUAAUUUUCCUCACAGUUUUUACCAUCUAAUCAAACUGAACACUUCCAUUUUCUGUGGAUAUUACUUUUUUUAUUGCCAAUUAUAUUCUUCAGAGUAGCUCAACUGUUAAUACUACGUGUUUCAAAGUAUAGUAGUUAAUAAUAAUCAUGUUUGUUAUGUAUUAGUUGAAUAUAUUUUGUGAAUUCUUUACUUCCACUAUUUAUUUUUUGUGUAUUUGAAUGUCAUGGAAGGAAAAUAAUUGAAAUUAUACUCUCACUAUUAUUCUUCCACUUAUGUGUGAUAAAACCCAUUAGUUUUUUUUUCUACUUAUUAACAUUUAUUUAUUUACUGUUAUUUUGUUAUCGACUAGCUAUUUUGCGUGUAUUUAGUAGUUUUACAUCAGUUUUAUUCCGAUUGGAAAGAGAUACACAUUGAAGUAAAGUGUGUAGGGAGAGAGGUAGAAUAACAAAAAGAUUGUUGACUUUUGAUCGUAUUUAUUACGCCUCACUGUUUUUUGUUUGUGAGAAAAUUUGUUCCACUAACUGACUAAAAUAUUAUGGAGAUUUUUUUCCAUUUCUAGUUGAUUGGUUCGGUUUCCUAGUCGAUUGAUUUCUUUCUUUGGUGGUUAGUAAAAAUACUGCAUUAAGCGAUAACAAACACUUAUUUUCUGAUUGACGCAUAAUCUGAACUUCAAUCGACUCUCAAUGAGUAUGCACAGUUUAGCAAAUAUCAAGAGGAAAUAUUUUUCUUCUGUUAACAUUAUCAAUAAUAAUUCUGGUAAAGAGAAUUCAGCGAAGAAAAUUUUGUUUUCGACGAAAUCAUUUACUUAAGCUGUAUAGUCUUAUUUAUAGUUAUAUGGAAAAUAUAUGUCUAUAAAAUAAUAGAAAAUAUUGCACCAUGAAUUAAUUCGAGGCUCUUAUUACCAGAUGAGGUUACGCAAGAAAUUUUUCUUCGCUGAAUUCUCUUUGUUUUUAUUCAAUGACACAAUGGGUUGUUCUAAUGAUGCUGAUGAUUUAAUAUUUUAAUUUGAUUCGAUUGUAUUUUCUUUUUUAUUUAAUAUAAUAUGAUAUUAUUAUUAAUCAAAAGAGGUUUACCGUAGUUCUUUACGCACACUCAAAAAGUGAGGCAUUCUUUCGGGAAAAAUUUUGUGAUUCUCAGUUGAUUAUUAUUUCUAAUUUAUUCACUAGAUUCUAUGUAUGUUCAUUUUAACUGUGUGCUAACAUGUAAUUAGUUUAUUUUGUUAAUCGUUUUCCUCUUGCCUUAUUAUUGAUUAUGUAGUUUUAAAGCAAUUAAUAAUGUGACGGGUAACUUUCAGUCUCCAAUUUUUACCAAAGUUUGUUGAUAUAAAGUAAAAGAAAAUACUGGAAUUUAUAUAAUUGUUCGUUUUUCCUUCUUUCCCCAUCACUUAUGUUUGCUUAUUUUGUAUGAUACGAUACAUUUAUGCUUACAUCAUUAGCUUAACUGUUUUCAUGUUGUUUAAUUAUGUUUGCAUAUAUAAUGUAUACCGAGGGCAAUAACAUACUUUUGUUAAGUAGCUGCUGUCACCUAAAGGCGCGCGAAUACUGUUAGUAUUUAUUUAUUUCUUUUAGAGUGUUUGCUAACGUAAAAAGCACUUAGUCAUUUAGUAUUCAAUGGCUAAAGCUGACUAGUGGUGAACGAUUCAGAAGUAAUGUUUUUGACUGUCACAUUGAAUGAAACGAGACCGAAUCCCACAAGAAGAAUCUCUUUUGUCUAGAUUGUACAUAUGUUUCGUCGAUGAGCUCCAACUUCCGUGAAACUAGGUUCCAACCAUCAUUCAUGAAGAAUCAUAUAUGUACGGUUAAAAGGAUGUGUAAAACUUAAUAGUUGAUAUCCAAACCAGAUAAAUGGAGUACCAUUUACAAUUUUAAAAUCGAACAAAUUGUCACUACAUAAUUAAACUUUUAAUUAGCUGUAGAGUUUGGUUAAAACAUCAUAGAAACCAGUCCUCAUGCUUUCAAAAUAAGUGAGUUGGGAAAAUAGGAAAGUUUCUUAAUUCUCAGAUUUGUCUAGGAGAAGAAGCUUGUUGACAUUCAUGUGUCAAAUUUAUAAUCGAAUAGCGCGUCCAUAUUCGAAAAGCUACGCUUUUAGACACAAGUCGAUCGUCAAAUCUACUUCCAAAGUUUUCGUUAGCAUAUAUAGAUCGACUGAUUCUUGGUAGUGUUGUAAUUGGCAUUUUAAAAUAGAGCUGAUCAUAAAUUCAAUAUUUCUUAGGGACAAAUUCUUGCCAAUCUUAAACUAAUUAAGAAAAUUCUGUUUAUCGAUUUCGUAAAGUUUAACUUUACAAAGCUUUCUACUAAGUUAG